AUGGCGAAUACAGCACAUUUGAUGAGACGUCAAAGCUCUCGUGAUUUAUAUGCACAGCGUUCGCUAGACAGAAUGGAAAUGAAAGAGUUGAGGGGUCGGUUAGUAACACUGGAAAAUGGUCAUUCGUCUCAUCGUACCCACGUUAUGUAUGGAGCAACUAAUAAGGCGUUUGAAGACACGAGCCCUAACCGACGUUCGUCAGAAACUCCAACAAGUAAAGCUAGUUCUGCUGAUGAAAGAGCUGAAUUAAAACCUGAGGGCGUAGCAGUUGAACGAGAAUCUUGGGAUAGCAAGUUAACUUUUCUACUAGCAACAGUUGGGUACGCGGUCGGUUUAGGGAACGUGUGGAGAUUCCCAUAUUUAGCUCAAAAAAAUGGGGGUGGUGCCUUUUUAAUCCCUUACUUCGUGAUGUUGGCGAUUGAGGGUAUACCGAUAUUUUAUUUAGAGCUAGCUAUUGGUCAGCGAUUGAGGAAGGGUGCUAUAGGUGUGUGGCACCAGGUGUCUCCGUACUUGGGUGGUAUCGGGAUCAGUUCUGCAGUGGUGUCUUUCAAUGUGGCUCUGUAUUACAACUCUAUAAUCGCAUGGUGUUUGUUCUACUUUGCACAAAGCUUCCAGGCGGAACUGCCCUGGUCUGAAUGCCCUAAGAAGUACUUCAGCAAUGGAUCCUAUACAACGGAUCCCGAAUGUUCUGUAAGUAUAGUAAAAAGUUGUACAAUGAAAAUUUCUAGUUUACGAUUCUUCUUAGAUAGUGAU
This is a messenger RNA of Brenthis ino (lesser marbled fritillary), 753 nucleotides long. NCBI's taxonomy places the organism in Eukaryota, Metazoa, Arthropoda, Insecta, Lepidoptera, Nymphalidae. The record is from the annotation of a GenBank genome assembly.